This is a messenger RNA of Hippopotamus amphibius kiboko, 939 nucleotides long. Its product is annotated as olfactory receptor 8J2-like. Gene Ontology annotation, molecular function: olfactory receptor activity; G protein-coupled receptor activity; odorant binding. The record is from RefSeq and is a predicted model, not a curated record. The transcript has a single exon. Gene Ontology annotation, cellular component: membrane. Gene Ontology annotation, biological process: G protein-coupled receptor signaling pathway; sensory perception of smell. Lineage: Eukaryota; Metazoa; Chordata; Mammalia; Artiodactyla; Hippopotamidae.
AUGGCUCCAGGGAACCUCACUCAAGUGACUGAAUUCAUUCUAACGGGAGUCUCAGACCAUCCAGAGCUCCAGGUGCCUCUUUUUUGUGUGUUCCUGGUCAUCUACGGGCUGACUAUGGCAGAGAACCGGGGCAUCAUCACCCUCACCAGUGUGGACUCUCAGCUUCAGACCCCCAUGUACUUUUUCCUCCGGCACCUGGCUGUCAUCAACCUUGGCAAUUCUACAGUCAUUACCCCCAAAAUGCUGGUUAACUUCUUGGUUACAAAGAAAACCAUACCUUACUAUGGAUGUGCUGCCCAACUGGGUGGAUUCAUAGUUUUUAUUGUGGCUGAGAUUUUUGUGCUGGCAGCCAUGGCCUAGGACCAUUAUAUGGUUAUUUAUAACACCCUGCUCUACCAGGUGGUGGUUUCUCCACGGAUCUGCCUUCUGCUGGGCUCCCUUAUAUACCUCUAUAGUCUGACCACAGCACUGACUGUCUCUUCCUGUGUGUUCUCCAUGUCCUACUGUGCUUCCAAUGUGAUCAACCAUUUUUACUGUGACAACAUCCCCUUGCUAGCAUUGUCCUGUUCUGAUACCUACAUUCCAGAAACAGCAGUGUUUACCUUUUCAGGGACCAAUUUGUUUUUCUCUAUGAUUAUUGUUCUAACAUCCUACUUCAAUAUAGUCCUUGCCAUUUUGAGGGUACGUUCUUCAGAGGGGUGACAAAAAGCCUUUUCCACCUGUGCUUCGCACAUGAUAGCUGUCACUGUGUUCUAUGGGACUCUUCUCUUCAUGUAUUUGCAACCAAGGACCAACCACUCAUUAGAUACUGAUAAAAUGGCCUCUGUCUUCUACAUCCUAGUGAUUCCAAUGCUGAACCCCCUCAUUUACAGCCUAAGGAACAAGGAUGUAAAGGAUGCAUUGAAGAGAUUCCUGGAUAACCCCAAUAAUUCAAAUUAA